Molecule: messenger RNA, 867 nt
Organism: Diaporthe citri
Lineage: Eukaryota; Fungi; Ascomycota; Sordariomycetes; Diaporthales; Diaporthaceae
Exons: 2
Coding region: 1-867 (288 amino acids)
Source: RefSeq, a predicted model, not a curated record
AUGUUUUCCACCUCCCUACUCCUGGCCCUCGGCGCGACUGCCGUGGCGGCUAUUCCAUAUGAUAACAGAUCGCCAUCUUCCGGCGUUGUUCAGUGUCCGGUGGUCCUGGAGGGUCGUAUUCCUGCCUCGUCUGCUCUCACGGACUUUGACGUCGACACAUCCCUGUUCAACCCGGGCUACACCAAGGGGAACAACCUGUCCUGGAGCGACAUCCUGCUCUUCCCGGAGACCGCCAACUCCCGAUUCGACAACGCCUCGUACAAGUCCGUCGAGGUCACCAUCAGCGACGAGUCCAUCUUCCAGAAGCAGUACGGGUUCCGCCGCGCGGGCCUGCUCUUCGUCAACGACACCAACGAGGGCAGCCCGGGCUACAAGGGCCUCAAGACGCUGCACUGGAGCGUCAAGCAGGACUCGGCCCGCGCGCUUAACCUGAGCCACGAGUACCUCAAUGUCUUCCACGAGUCUGCGGACUACUCCGGGGACCAGUUCAUGUUCCAGACGGGCGCGAUGCUCGCCUACCCCGACAUGCCCUCGGACACCUUCAAGGUCUUCGACCGCAAUGCCACGCUGCUGUGGUCCACCCCAAUCGACUUCUCCGAGUGGCAAAACUUUGCCAUCACCCUGGACAUCGAUUCCAACCUUGUCAAGAUUUACUACUCGCUCGGCAACGCGGCCCUGAAAGCAGUCACCGAUUUCGUGCCUGCGGUCCUGUCGGGUCAAGGGCAGUUCCAGCUGGGAAUGAUCAAGAAGCCCACCGGCACCGAUGAUGUCGUCAACAGCGGGUUCCAGGAGUCCCCGCUUAACGAGGGCCAGAUCUACGGUGGCAUGUUCGUGGAGGACAGCACGGACGGCUGCGUGUCGCUCUAA